Molecule: messenger RNA, 8607 nt
Organism: Cydia pomonella (codling moth)
Lineage: Eukaryota; Metazoa; Arthropoda; Insecta; Lepidoptera; Tortricidae
Gene: Gclm
Product: glutamate--cysteine ligase regulatory subunit
Exons: 7
Coding region: 334-1326 (330 amino acids)
Biological process (GO): glutathione biosynthetic process
Cellular component (GO): glutamate-cysteine ligase complex
Molecular function (GO): enzyme regulator activity; glutamate-cysteine ligase catalytic subunit binding
Source: RefSeq, a predicted model, not a curated record
GGAAUAGGUGCUCAUUGCAAGUCAGAAGACUAGUAGUUGUUGGAGGUUUGAAGACUUUGAAGCUCUUACUUGAAUGAAUGAAGUCACAAUGAUUCCAACCAAACCAAACGUCAAAAUUCCAGUCCACAGUUUUUAAAUUCCUUAAAUAUUCCUUCACCGAACCCAUGCUUAUCAGUUAAAAAAUCCCGCAUCCAAUGCAGACGUUUUUAUUGACCAUUGCUACGUUAAUUCCUUGUUGAUAAAUUUUUUUUCGUAGUAUAACCGUGCCCGGUAACCUUGGUGUGGGAAGGCCGCGAGUUUUUCAUAUAUUAGCGUGUAAUCUAUUCGGUCACGAUGUUGAAAAGUGCUUCGAAGGUGACAAUAAACACUGGUAAUGUGUUGAACUUAAUUGAUAUCAAGAAAAAGGCUGGGCAGAAUGUAACAGAAGAGCUAUCAGAAAGCAUCAAGCUGACUCUAUCAGAAUGGGGCUCCCAAAACGGCGUCAAACUCCAAAAUGGCACAGAAGACCCCGACGCCUCCCACGACUCCGACUACGCCGUCCAAUCCUCCGUAGUCACGGGCACCAGCUCCGAAGUCGUAGUCAACAUCACCAGGCCCCAUGAUGAUGUGCAGAUAAAGAUGGCCGAGGAGGAACGGAAGAAUUUGAAGAUUGGUGUGAAGAUAUUUAUUAAUGAGGAUAGUACGACUGCGCUUGGUGAAUGUUUGGAGAAUGUGUUUACGGCGCUACACACAACGGUGAUAGACAACGUGAUACUAGCAUAUAACCCGGAGACACCUCCUAAAGACCAGAACGAGCCCAUGACAGCAUAUUCUAAUAAGGCGUCGCCUAUAUCGCUGAGCAAUAAUGUUGGAGCAAAAAUCCCAUCAGAGACAGACGCAGACAGCGAAGCCGAUGCGCGCAAGUGUGAAGCCAUACUUCCGGGGAUUAAGGUGUUGUGGGCCGUAUUAGAAGAUUAUGUCAAAAACGGUCGAGUGAACCAGCUAGGCGUAGCCGACGUCGGCGGCGGCUGCCUAUACAAACUGCACGCGUGGGCCAAAGUGAAGCCAACCAUCGCUCAAAUAAACCUGGCUUCCUGCUGCGUGGUGCCGCCCUCCCUGCACGCUUUCUGUCGCGCCAAUGACGUGCAGUUGCUGACACAUGCUGACCCGCCAGAUCUCCUGUCCCUAGCCGCCGUGAAGACGCUGUCGGAGGCCGGCGUGUGCGCGGGCGCGGGCUGCCGCCGCCUGGACUGGUGCGCGCGCUACCAGGUGCACAUCAAGUGCCGCGGCGUGCUCGCCCUCAAGGGCUACGUGUGUAAGGCCACGCUCGAUAACAAGGUUAAAUAACUUAUCUUAUUUCUAAACGUGUAAUUGAUAUUUACUGAACCAUAGAGAAUUGCUCACUCUAUACAUCAGUUUCCUUAAUAAAUAAUACGUUGUAUGGUAAAACGUAUUAUAAGUUUUAAACUUAUUAUAGAUGAGUUUUUGUCUAUGUACAGAGUGAGCACCUUAGCUUACUUAUUUCUAUAUGACUGAACUAAUAAAAAAAUAGACAAAACUCAAGACGCUUCAAGUGUAAAAUAUUGUAACCGUAACUUUGACAGCUGAAGAGUAACGCCCCCAAGUAUUGUGACAUCAAUAUGAUGUCACUCGCCCGUGCGUCUCGCUCGCACCAAUACAUGCACGGAAAAGUGCCAGCGAAAUGCACGCGCCACUGUCAUAUCAUAAUUCAAAUAUAAUUUUGAAGUUACAAUACAAGUUUAAAUUGGCCUCCAGUAAUGGACCAGGGCCCAAUGACGUUAUGGCGCUUCUAUUUUGCAACAAUUCGUUUAUAGUAUGACCUUAUGUUACUUAAAUUAAGAAUGAAGUGUCCAUCACUGGUUCUUGUGAGCUAAAGUGUCCAACAUUGGUGCCGACACCUUAAAUAGUAUAUAGGCCACCCUAUGCGAUAAUUAUAUUGUUGCACUGCACUCUACUUUGAUAAUGCACUUUGCGGCACUGUUUACUUCAGCUGUUAAAUUUACGAAUACAUAUGCAAGGUUAAGUGGCUCCUUUGUCUAUGAUUUCAACAAAAGCAAUGCAAUAUAACUAAGAAAGCGGCCGGUUAUUUACAAUUUUGCUCCUACUGUAUCAAAAAUGAAUCAUGAAAAGCAAAAGUAUAUUUUUAUUUUUUUAUUUUGUUAGUAUUGGUAUGGAAUAGUACUUACACGUAUAACGUUAAGGCCCCAGUGCUGGACACUGUCCCAAUUAUGGACCUACAAUAUUUAUUUCAAGUUUGUUAUAUGACCCUGUUUUUAUCUAAUUUCAAUUUUAAAACAUUCACUGCCACUGAUCCUCUAAAUGGGAUCCCUGUUCGUAAGCGCUUUUCGCUACAUACAGUUUUUCCCGUGUUAUUGGCUAUAGUUGUAGCUCGUAAACUAAAAAUGUAUUAAACUAAAAUUAAAUCACUUGCGUGGUGUAUCUUCCGGCGGCCGAACGUAAGAUCAGGCAGAUCGUUAUGUUCCUGUGUAAUGUUUUGACGGUAGUCACAUAAUUCAAUUAAUAGAUAGGUAGGAUAUGUUCGUUAGGUUCGUUCAGAUUCCUGAGGGAUAAACUGGCCAGAACGCGGGGCUCCGCCAACUCAAGGAACGAGAUAAAGAUUUUUACUUUUCAUGAUAUGCCUAGGAACUUCACGAUCUGCCUGAUCUUACGAACGGCCGCUGAAAUAUCGAAUUUAGAAACGUUUCGACGGUUUGAUUUUAAGCGGUCGAAUCUACAAUCAACAUUUUAGUUGGUUUUUGUCAACGAUUUAAAUUAUUUAAUUUUAUUUAUCUCAUAAAUUCGUCAAUUCUUUAGGUAAUCAAAAGUAACGAAUCGAAAUAUGCUUCAAAAGUAUCUACCAUCCUCUAAUAAUUAUAGAGAUGUCUUUAAAUACAACUACAACACUGCCUGUGCCUGUGCCACUACCACAAUCCAUGGGUCCAUCUUUGGGUCUACAGAGAAACAAAAAAAAUCGAAAUUUCGUUAUCUAACCUCUCUAUCACUCUUCCAUAUUCGAGCGAUAAAGAGGCAGAUACCUAAAUUUCGCGUUUUCCAAUAGGCCCUUUGUAAACAAACCGCCUUGACACAUCAAUGUCAUAUUUUAUUAUUUGUGAAAACUUGCCCAAAAAGUAGUUUAAGGCACAGUAUGUAUAAGUUACUCUAUGGUUUACGAUAGGUGCUACUGCUGCAUUCUGGCGGCAGAACAUUGCAGUAAUACUCCCUAUUAGGGCUACAAUUGACAGACUGAUCAACGUCACUCAGCAGGCAACUAUGAAAAUUCCCAUACAAUUAAAUUUUGGGAAAGCUUUAACGGUGACAAACGAUGUGGUACAACUGACCCUUAGACUGCGAAAGAUAAUUUUGACAACGAAUAGAGUUGUUUCCAUCUACAAAUCUGAGGGCAGAAUUGUAUCCCAAUAAUUUCUUUUCGAUUAUAAAAACAUGUUAAACUACUUUUAGGGGACCUGUAAUGACCAUAUUUUUGUAAAUAUUGAAUUUAAAAUAUCUUUUGGCACACGUCACGUGACCAAACUCGAAACGUCAUUGAAGAUUCUGAUGACGUCACAACUCUCGGAUUGACACUGUUGACAGUUAGGCGAUAAACAACAAAUGGCAAAUGUCAGUUGACAGUUCGUAUCUUCUACGUGUGUAUGUAGUUAUGUGUCAAACCGUAAGCUGUGACGUCACACAAUUUUCAAAGAGCGUUUUGGGCGCGAAAGCAUCUGUCAAAAUAUAUUUUGUUAAUUUAACAUAUUUAAAGCCGUUUUUAGUAUAAAAGUUGAAUUAUAGGGCAACUUUUAGUUAAUAUAAAACGUAAUACAAGCGUUUCAAAAAAUUUGAAAGAACCCUAUUGUACAAAUAUCUCUAUUUGAUAAGAGUACUCGAGGGUGGCAGAUACUUUUGGCGCGUUGUUUCUUUUCCUUUUCGUUGUAUUGUUUUUUGUCCCCAUAAAAUGUGACGUAGUUUUUGUAUGGGGUGAAAUUUAAUUUUUAAUUUCUCUCAUGUGCAUUAUAAUUUAUAAUUCACAGCUACAAAAACAUGCAGUAGCACUCGACUUAUUUAUUUAUUUGAUUAAUUAAUUAAUAUAAAGACAAAAAUACAAGAGUGACCAGAAACAAUACAACGAAAAGAAUUUUGACGAAUUGUUACUGUUAUUUAAUAAAUUUAAUUAUGUUCUUAAUACACCCAAGAUAAACUAAAAUAAAGUUGUGAUUUGAAUAAAGCAUAAGUUUUGCUUUAUUAUUGUGAUAUAAGUUAUGAAUUUACAAAGAAAACGUACAAAAUAAAUACAAAAACCGUAGUCUCAAUUGACAAAAUAUAACAACAAUUUUGUAAUCUCUUUGUUGGACAUAAUUAUUGACAGUCAUAUUGUAUUCAUAGUCAGAUUACCAUUUGUCAUUAUUCUGAAACGGUUAACUUUUCAGGAUUUUCGUAAGGUUAUCCUAUGUUAGGUUAUGUUUGUUUCAUGCUAAUCCUGAAAAGUUAAGCGUUUCUGAGAUAAACCAAAUUAUGACUAACGAAAAUGCGGACAAACAAUACAUUAUGACUUAAAACUUGAUGGGAAACAAUAGAGACCCGAUUUAAGUUUAUUGUUUAGACAUUAAAGUGCCAGCAAAUAUGAUAAUAUAAUUUUAAAGAUAUUAUAAAUUUCUAGUAAGUAUUAAUUUUAGUUGCGAUUAAUAUUCGUACUUAGAGGGAUCCUAAUUUUCUUUACAAAUGUAAUCUCAUUUAAAUUUAGAGGAUUCCUCAUGAAAUGCUCUAUUUAUUUAAAACUUUCGAUUUUCUAGUUUUAUAUUUUAUUAUAAGGUAAAUGACGAUUGUGAAUUAUACGCCGAAGAAAACUUAAGUACGAGUACUUAAUUAUGUAAUUAUGUUUUACAGUAUUUUAAUAUAUAGUUACAUUCCUAUCCAUAUUGACUAACACCAAAGAGAAUUUGAAAUAGAGGUGGAUUGUCAAAGAAAAUUUUGUAGCCACAGUAAAUUUACUGCCAUCUUUCGACACAUGAUUAAAACUUUUAGAACGCCAUUUGACUUUGAUCCUUAUUCUUUCACUGAUAUGUGUUAAAUUUGUUAAAUAUCAUAAAGUGGCGCCAUCUAAUAGAUCAAGGCCAAAGGUAUGGCGGCAUCGUUUCGAGCGAUAAGCGAUAGGGUAAGAUGGCGCCACUUUUUGAUAGUAAACUAAUUUAGCACAUAGUGAAAGAAUAAUGAUCAAAGUCAAAUGGCGUUCUAAAAGUUUUAAUCAUGUGUCUAAAAUGGCAGUAAAUUUAUUGUGGUUACAAAAUUUUUUUUGACAAUCCACCUCUAUUUCAAAUUCUCUUUGAUAUUGACUAACACUAAUCUUUUGAACCUCAAUGAUUUCUAAAGUGGUCAAGAAUGACAGAUAACAUUUUUUUCUAAAAAAAUAAGUUUUGUGUCAAUAAAAACGUCUGUGUAUUGACUAUGACUUCAAUACCACAUGUAGGACGUAAUGUAGGGAAAAGGAUCCAACCCCCAAAGAUCUGUCAAUAAAAUUUGAACUUAAUGUCAAAAAGAAAAGUCAUUCACUUGAAUGACAAACUUGUGAGGAUGGAUGCAUUUCGCUAAAUCACGUCGUAUAUAGAUCGUGUCAUUCACAAAGCCAUGUGCCUUGACUCUUAUUGUCGUGUUAUUAAAGGUUAGAUUUGACAAAUCUGCGCGUCAUCGUGGAUGACACAAAUUGUAGCAGGUAUAAUAUUUUACACAAAUGUAAUUUAUUUGGCCAUCAAAUUAGCCAUAGGUAUUGUUGACAUUGAUUUUUAGCAUAAAUAUACAAGGUGCCCGUGAGUAUUGCGAGAGAUUUUAACGGUGCAUUCCUGAUGGCAACAGAAGCAAAAAAUGUUAUGUAACUUUUUGUGAAAUUCGACAAAAAAAACUCACGGGCACCUUGUAUAAAAAAAACUAUGUCUAUUUAAUAGUGAAUUUUUGAUUGAUACAAUAAUCCUCAGUAUGUAUAAUAGUCAUGUACCAGUAAUGGAUCCAUCCUCUGAAUGACGAAAUAACUUGGACAUGUUGUGCAUUAUAGUCGUGUACCAGUAAUUGACCCAUCCUCUAAAUGACAAAACAACAUGGACAUGUGCAUUAUAGUCAUGUACCAGUAAUGGACCCAUCCUCUAAAUUAUGUAAUAACAUAGACAUGUUGCGCAUUUAACUUUACUUCCAUCUUUUGUGCAAAAAUAUUAAGAGGAAAGGGGACGGCCGUUUCUCCAUACAAACGUACUCCCCAUUUACCUCUCUGGAUAUUGACAUUAAGGAAAAUAUUUUUACAUAAUUUGAUGUAUAUUAACCAUAGCUAUCGUACGUACGGUAUGUUUGACUAUUUCGAUUUUUUGAUUAUUGUAAAAAUUUGGAGCGAAUAACAGAUUUCAUACAAAUUUUUUAAUGCUCUUAACUCGUAUGAUAAUUAUAAUUCGUAAAAAUCAAAUGUAGGGACUGGGGAUAGCUGUGGUUGAUAUACAACAAAUUGUCUCAAAAUAUUUUCAAUAACCUUAAUAUCCAGAGAGGAAAAUGAGGACUAAGUUUGUAUGAAAAGGUAAUUUCGCACUUACUUACUGUUUUGCCCUCCUAAGUCGAACAGCGGUAACUCAAAAACAAAUGAUUUUGAGAAUUAAAUUUUACUUACUUACUCCGUUGGCUCAGCGACCCAAAAUGAGACUUGGCCUCCGACACAAGACAGCGCCACUUUUCUCGGUCCUGUGCGACCUCUCGCCAAUUGUCGACUCGAAGCUCGCGCAGGUCCGCCUCCACCAUGUCGCUCCAGCGAUACCUAGGGUGUCCGAUAGGACGUCCGCCUGCUAGGCGACCCAGGUACGCUCUUUUUACAUUCCGAUCUUCGUCCAUCCUCUCAAGGUGGCCCAACAAACGGAGUCUGUGGGCUUUACUUUUUCCCAUGAUGUUAAGUUCAGCGGUCUUCAAUAUCACGGUUCUUAAGGACUGUCCAACUUCCAUCUGGUCUUCGUUUGGGGCCCAAUAUUUUACGUAGGAUUUUUUUUACUUAAAUUUUAAAAAUAAUUAAUUUAUGGUUGAGAUGGCAUUGAGUUUUUAUUUGAGAUACCGCUAAUAUGAAUAUGACGCAAAACUCUGCGUAGAGGGCGCCACUAGCACAAACUGUAAACAAAACGCCUUGAUGGAUCAAUGUCAUAUGAGUAACUUAACUUCAAACUCGGAUAAAUCCAAUUGUCCGAUUUUGCGAUUUUGGUAUUAAGAGGAAUUCCUAGUUGCGCUUUUUCCAUACAAACGCUCUCGACUGUUUCCUCCCUGGAUUUUUAACCUAGAGUAAUGAUUUUUUUUUUAAAUAAGAUCAAUAUCAUCAAUAUCUGUGCCGCUAUUGUUUUGCUGUUUUGGAUUAUUUUAUAUUGAAGAAGCUUACAGCGCCUCGAAAAUCGCAAAAACGCCUCAAUUGACUUGGCUUCAAAAAAAGACGCAGUAUACAAAUAUGACAACAAAUAUCCAAAAAAUCAAAACAGCGCCAUAGAUUAUUUCAUAAUGAUUGGUUGCGUUUUGGAGGAGGAAACUGUCGAGCGCGAAACCUCGAUUUUUAAGUUUUUUGCGUGGGAAUUUUAGUCCGAGCUGCAGUUGUCCUUAUCGCACGCACGCACUCCCGCCCACCGCAGCGCGACAGAAACAUAUAGCUUCAAAAAUUCGAGUUUUGAAAAGUUGCUCAGCUAGGAAUUGCCCUUAAGAAAAGGUAAUAGGGUAGAUAUUUCCUAAACGGAUCGAAUUGAUUUAUCCUAGUUUGACGUUAAGCGACACAUAUAUAUUCAUAACCUGUUUAUAGUAUAGUCUAUAUAAGUUACCCUAUGAUUUACGGUUUGUACUAGUGCUGCCUCUAGCGGCAGAACAUUGCAGUAUUACUCCCCAUUGGUUUAGUUUAUCAAAUUCAAUACAUUAACUAUUAUUGAAUAUUUAAGAAAAAAAGUCACAAAUGUACUGCCUGAUAUAAGAACGAACUCACGGACCACUUUCAAAAUAAAAGUUUUCCUGGUUUUUCGCGCAAAGUAAGGAUACUAAGCACAAAGAGCUUCGUACAUUGAACCCUCCCACCCGCAGUUUCCUAUAUCUAUCGCAGGAUCUUUAUAUCUGUCCCGCUCGCAUAGUGGCCAUUGAUCACCGGCAUCGUCACCAGUACAUACAUAUAGUUAAUAUAGUUAUAUAGAGAUACCGCCGGCAUCGUCACCGGUACAUAUAGAGAUAGGAAAUUCAAUUCAUUCAAAAGGACGAGUCAAUGAACGAAAUUAUUCGUGCUUAGCUUCCUUAAUUAAUCGAAGGCAUUUUUGUUUAAUUUUCUGUCACAUAAAUUUAUUUUCACAAAAUAUCCACUCUUGUUUUUAAAUAUAGCGUUUUAUUUUUGUGUGAAACUAAAAAAGACAAUGUUUUGUAUGGAAAUGGGCCCGUGAAACAUCUUUAAAACACAACUUUGAUUACGAAAUAUCAAAUAUUGGUCAUCUUAUUCCUAAAAUGUUUUGACAUUAUAUAAUUUUCGUGAAAAUAUACUUCAUGUAGAAACAAUGAAAUACCUACGUGCACUUAUGCUUAAAUAUUAUUUAAGAUAGGUUAUGUUUAAAUUAAAGAUAAUAUAUUUAUUGUACAGCA